Messenger RNA from Suncus etruscus (white-toothed pygmy shrew), 945 nucleotides. RefSeq names its product dehydrogenase/reductase 7C (gene DHRS7C). NCBI's taxonomy places the organism in Eukaryota, Metazoa, Chordata, Mammalia, Eulipotyphla, Soricidae. The transcript has 6 exons. The record is from RefSeq and is a predicted model, not a curated record. The coding region runs from base 7 to 945 and encodes 312 amino acids. Gene Ontology annotation, cellular component: sarcoplasmic reticulum membrane. Gene Ontology annotation, biological process: regulation of release of sequestered calcium ion into cytosol by sarcoplasmic reticulum. Gene Ontology annotation, molecular function: all-trans-retinol dehydrogenase (NAD+) activity.
AACAAGAUGGGAGUCACUGCCAUGCUUAUGCUGCCUUUGCUGCUCUUGGGAAUUAGUGGCCUUCUCUUUAUCUACCAAGAGGUGUCCAGGUUGUGGUCAAAGUCAGCUGUGCACAACAAAAUUGUGGUGAUCACUGAUGCCAUUUCUGGUCUGGGAAAGGAAUGUGCUCGGAUAUUCCAUGUGGGUGGAGCAAGGCUUGUGCUAUGUGGAAAGAACUGGGAGAAAUUAGAGAUUCUAUAUGAUUCCUUGAUUAAUGUAGCUGACCCAAGCAAGACGUUCACUCCAAAGUUGAUCCUCUUGGAUCUCUCAGACAUCAGCUGCAUCCAGGAUGUGGCAAAAGAGAUCCUGGAUUGUUAUGGUUGUGUGGAUAUUCUCAUCAAUAAUGCCAGUAUAAAGGUGAAGGGACCUGCCCACAAGAUUUCAUUGGAUCUUGACAAAAAGAUCAUGGAUGCCAAUUACUUUGGACCCAUCACCUUGACCAAAGCUCUGCUUCCUAACAUGCUCUCUCGGAGAGCAGGUCAAAUCAUAUUAGUGAAUAACAUCCAAGGGAAGUUUGGAAUUCCAUUUCGUACAGCCUAUGCAGCCUCCAAACAUGCUGUGCUAGGUUUCUUUGACUGCCUUCGAGCUGAAGUGGAGGAAUAUGAUGUUGUGGUCAGCACAGUAAGCCCAACAUUCAUCCAGUCAUACCACACUCCUACUGGCCAAGGAAACUGGGAAACUUCUAUUCGGAGAGUCUUUUUCAGGAAGCUGACCUAUGGGACGAAUGCUGUGGAUGUGGCUGAAGAGGUGAUGCGCAUAGUGAGGCGAAGAAAGCAAGAGGUUCUCAUGGUCAAUCCCAUCCCCAAGGCUGCUGUGUACAUCCGUACCUUCUUCCCAGAGUUAUUUUUUGCUGUGGUGGCCUGUGGGGUGAAGGAGAAGCUCAAUGUUCCAGAAGAGGGUUCAUAG